Messenger RNA from Dendrobium catenatum, 1062 nucleotides. Its product is annotated as GDSL esterase/lipase At1g71250. Lineage: Eukaryota; Viridiplantae; Streptophyta; Magnoliopsida; Asparagales; Orchidaceae. Gene Ontology annotation, molecular function: hydrolase activity, acting on ester bonds. The transcript is spliced from 5 exons. Bases 1 to 1041 code for a protein of 346 amino acids. The record is from RefSeq and is a predicted model, not a curated record.
AUGGCUAAUUCGAUCGCCUCUUCUCCUCAGCUUCCAGCUAUGUUUGUGUUUGGAGACUCAUUAGUUGAUAGUGGGAACAAUAACUACUUGACUUCUAUUGCGAAGGCAAACUAUUACCCCUAUGGUAUUGAUUUCUCGCAAGGGAUAACUGGGAGAUUCACUAAUGGAAAAACAACAGUAGAUGCACUAUGUGAUCGCUUGGGCCUUUCAUAUCUUCCCCCAUACACUAUGCCUGGACUAAAUGGAACACAAAUACUUGGAGGAGUAAACUAUGCAUCUGCAGCUGCUGGCAUCCUGGAUGAGUCUGGCCAGUACCUUGGGGAGAGAUUUCCCCUAUCCCAGCAGGUAAUAAACUUUGAAAACAACUUAUAUGAGCUAAGAGCAAUGCUUGGAGAGAAGAUGAGCGACUACUUAGCCAAAUCCAUUGUAGUGAUGGUCUUCGGCAGCAAUGACUACAUCAACAAUUAUCUUUUACCUUCUCUUUACACAACCAGUUACAACAACUACACAGCCGAGCAGUUCGCCAGUCUCCUCAUCAAUAGUUACACAAGACAGAUUCUGGCGCUUCAUAGUUUAGGCCUGAGGAAAUUCUUGUUAGCAGCAGUUGGUCCUAUUGGCUGCACACCAAACCAACGAUCUUUUUGGAACGGUCCGCCUGACCGAUGCAACGAUCAGGUAAAUGAAAUAGUAGACUUCUUCAACAGAGGGUUGAGAUCAGAAGUGGAUCAACUAAACAAUAACCAUCCUGGAGCAAUAUUUGUUUAUGGAAAUACAUAUGGAGCCAUUGGUGAUGUACUCAACAAUCCUGCAAACUACGGAAUGAGAAUUGUGGAUAGAGGAUGCUGUGGGAUUGAUAUGGGAAGAGGAGUAGAAAUAACAUGCCUUCCUUAUCUCACUCCUUGUGGAAAUAGGAAUGAGUAUGUCUUCUGGGAUGCAUACCACCCAACAACAGCCGUGAAUUUAAUACUUGCACAGAAGGCAUACGCUGGCCCCCCUACAGAUUGCUAUCCCAUCAACGUGCAGCAGAUGGUUCAAAUAUAACAGCAUUUUAUAUACAUUCUA